Microcebus murinus (gray mouse lemur) is the source of this 5956-nucleotide messenger RNA. NCBI's taxonomy places the organism in Eukaryota, Metazoa, Chordata, Mammalia, Primates, Cheirogaleidae. The record is from RefSeq and is a predicted model, not a curated record.
CUUGGUGACGGGAGGACGCGCGGCCGCCUCGCACUAGGCUCGCGGCGGCGGCGGCUGCGGCUGAGGCGGCGGCGGCGGCGAGAGAGCUACCGCGGCUCACGCGCAGCACGCGGGCCAUGAUGAGGGACUGUGGCCGUGCGGCCUGCGCACAGCUGGCCGUGCAGCGCCUUCCCAUCUGAUGCUGGAGUUGUCCUGAUGAUCUGCUGACGUCUGUCCCCUUGGCGCUGAGGAAACAGAUGGCAAUGUCCCAGGCGCAGGAUUACGAAUGCAGGAGUCAUAAUGCCGAUGUGCAGGAGUCAAGGAUUUCGGGAUCGAGCACUAGGCUGGAGUGGGUGGAGAUCAUUGAGCCACGCACCCGGGAGCGCAUGUACGCCAACCUGGUCACUGGGGAGUGUGUGUGGGACCCUCCAGCCGGCGUCCGCAUCAAGCGCACCAGCGAGAACCAGUGGUGGGAGCUCUUCGACCCCAAUACGUCGCGCUUCUACUACUACAAUGCCAGCACGCAGCGCACCGUGUGGCACCGGCCGCAGGGCUGCGACAUUAUCCCACUAGCCAAGCUGCAGACCCUGAAGCAGAACACUGAGUCCCCACGCGCUUCUGCUGAGAACAGCCCAGGGCGUGGCAGCAGUGUCAGCCGUGAAGGCAGCACCAGCUCGUCCCUGGAGCCUGAGCCAGACGGAGAGAAGGCACAAGAGCUGCCCGGGAGGGCGGGGCGGCCAGUGGCCUUCCCGAGGGAAGAGAGUGGCAGUUCUUCACCACCAGGAGUGUUCCUUGAGAAGGACUAUGAAAUUUACCGGGAUUACAGUGCAGAUGGCCAGCUUCUUCACUACAGGACCUCCUCGCUCCGGUGGAAUUCAGGCACCAAGGAGCGUGUGCUCAUAAAGGUGGCUGACCGUGAGCCCAGCUUCCUUGCCCCCCAGGGCAAUGGCUACCCCCCAGACAGCCAACCUGGGGGCCGCUCCCGCAGACCUUCUGGCAGCCAGCACUCACCCAACCUGCAGACCUUCUCCCCAGAGGCCGACGGCACCGUCUUCUUCCCAGAAAGGAGGCCAUCCCCCUUCCUAAAGAGGGCCGAGCUCCCGGGGAGCUGUUCCCCACUGCUGGCCCAGCCCCGAAAACCCUCCAGUGACUCUCAGCCCUCCUCCCCACGCUAUGGCUAUGAGCCACCUCUGUAUGAGGAGCCCCCAGUGGAGUACCAGGCUCCCAUCUAUGACGAGCCCCCAAUGGACGUGCAGUAUGAGGCUAGUGGGAGCUUCCAGGCCAGCUCACCCCAGAGGUCACCGGGACGAAAGCCCCGUGCCUUCCUGCCAUCGUCCAAGCAGGCUCCCCCUUCACCCUGCCAGCAGCUAGUGCUCACCAAACAGAAGUGCCCAGAGCGCUUCAUGAGCCUGGAAUACAGCCCCGCGGGCAAGGAGUACGUGCGGCAGCUGGUGUAUGUGGAGCAGGCUGGCUCCAGCCCCAAGCUGCGAGCCGGCCCCCGGCACAAGUACACCCCCAACCCUGGGGGCGGCUCCUACUCCCUGCAGCCCAGCCCCUGCCUGCUAAGGGACCAGCGACUGGGUGUCAAGUCUGGAGACUACAGCACCAUGGAGGGGCCCGAGCUACGGCCUGGCCCAGUGCACACACCACUGCCGCAGGCCCAGGAGGACACCAUGUCCUGGUCUAGUCAGCAGGACACCAUGUCAUCCACUGGUUAUUCUCCAGGCACACGCAAGAGGAAGAGCAGAAAGCCCUCUCUGUGCCAGGCCCCUAACACCCCUGCCACUGAUGGCCCAGGGGACCUACUCCGAGAGCAGCCCCUGGCAGAGGAACGGCCCUCCUGUGGGCCCAGCCUCAUCCCAGUGAAGCGCACAGAGGGCGAGGCGGAUGGGGUGCGGGGCACUGCUGAGCCCUUCCUGGCACAGGCACGGCUGGCCUGGGAGGCACAGCAGGUCCACUUCCACAUGAAGCAGAGGAGCAGCUGGGAUUCCCAGCAGGACGGCUCGGGCUAUGAGAGCGAUGGCGCCUUGCCACUGCCCAUGCCCGGGCCUGUGGUGCGCGCCUUCAGUGAGGACGAGGCCCUAGCCCAACAGGAGAGCCGGCACUGGAAGAGAAGCACCUUCGAGAAGCUCGGCUUUCCCCAGAUCCUACUCGAGAAGAGCAUCUCUGUGCAGACCAAUCUGGCCUCACCGGAGCCUUACCUCCAUCCCUCACAGUCUGAGGACCUCGGUGCCUGUGCCCAGUUUGAGAGCAGCCGGCAGAGCCGCAGUGUGAUGCCCAGCUCCAGCUGCGUCUUCCCCACCUUCACGCUGCGCAAGCCCUCCUCGGAGACAGACAUUGAGAACUGGGCCUCCAAGCACUUCAACAAGCACACCCAAGGCCUCUUCCGGCGGAAGGUGUCCAUUGCCAACAUGCUAGCCUGGAGCAGCGAGUCCAUCAAGAAGCCCAUGAUUGUGACCAGCGACCGGCACGUAAAAAAGGAGGCCUGCGAGCUAUUCAAGCUCAUCCAGAUGUACAUGGGCGACCGGCGGGCCAAGGCGGACCCACUGCACGUGGCCCUGGAGGUCGUCACCAAGGGCUGGAGCGUGCAGGGCCUGCGGGACGAGCUCUACAUCCAGCUGUGCCGGCAGACCACUGAGAAUUUCCGCCUCGAGAGCCUGGCCCGUGGGUGGGAGCUCAUGGCUAUUUGCCUGGCCUUCUUUCCACCCACGCCCAAGUUCCACUCCUACCUGGAGGGCUACAUCUACCGGCACAUGGAUCCUGUCAACGACACCAAAGUGACACAGCACAUAAAAGCGCUCCUGGAAAGAAACACUAAGAAGAAGUCCAAACUGAGAAAGAAACCCAAGCCUUAUGUUGAAGAGCCGGAUGGUAGGGCCUCUCCCUGCAGCCCCUGUGUGCUGCAUCUGCACAGCUCUGCUCUCCAGCCAUGGCCGCCUGGCCUUCUCUUCUCUAACCGCUUCUGGGCUGGGGGUUGGGGCCACUAACCUCAGGCCUGGGGCCUCCUGAGCGAGCUGGAGAGACUUGCCACACCUUGGUGGUGCUCAGAGCAGUUUCCAACUUGCUUGGUGGGUUCUUGGUGUGGCGGGCUGUGAAGACUAGCUGGCCAGGGCCUACUGGAGUUGCCCCACCCCACCAGGUGAGUGAUUGGGCCUGGUCCGGCAUUCAGAAGGCAGCAGGGAACCUCCCCUCUUUGAUGGUGGGCUCCCAGGCCUCCCCCGCCAGAGUCCUCCCUACCCAUGCAGUCAUCUGCCCACCUCCUGGCCCUUCCCUGGGCCCUGGCUCAGGACCACCUUACCUGGUCAGAGCCCUAGGAAAGCACUGUAAACUCAGGAAAUCCAGGGCUGUGCCCUCCCUGCAGGCCAGGUCAGCUCCUCCCUGCACCAGGGCCUCUGGGACUGGCCCACCAAGCCCUGCCUCAAGCUUGCUCAGCUGUCUGGAACCUCUGCUACCUUCUCUCUGCUCCACUCCCUCUAGGAAGCCCUCUCUGACCACAUGUGGCCCAUAGGGCCCCAGUAAAAGGCCAGGGGACUUUCUGUAGAUGAGGCCUGAUUAGGGCAAACUCAGUGGCCAGCAGGAGAGUGCAGGGUUGAGAGAGACCCUCAUGGGCAAUGCCAGGUUGGCAUCUGCAGGGCCGGGGACUUAUCCUGACCCUGUGGCCUCCCAGGCUGCCCUUAGCAGGUCUGUGCCAGGGCCUGCCUCCCCAGCCUCACCCAGCUGCAGGCCAGGGACAGCAUGGUAGGAGCUCUAAGCUCCCACCUGAGCCGGUGACUGGCAGCCUGGAAGCUAGACAGACACUGGCUGGCUGUGAGUCUUGUUGCAACCAGGUGGAGCAGGGAGCAAGCUCCUGUGGACCUGGGAUAGCCAAGCAGGACACUGCAGCCCAAGAUGGCUCAGAAGCAGGACCCAUCUUGGACUCAGCAGGCCCUGGUCACACCCUGCAGCUUUUGAGGCCUAUGACCUGGGCAUUGAGGCCUGGGCCCCAGGCACAGCAGCACAUCCCUAGGAGAGUUACUUCUGUUGGUUCCAUUGUGGGCAGCCGUCCCACCUGUAAUACCGGGCUUGACUGCAGCCAGGUGAAUGGAGGUGAGGACUGAGGUCCAGACAAAGCUAGUUGGGGCAGUGGACUUUAAGCAGAGCACCCCAUAGGGUGAGAGUUUCCAUGGGCUGACCAAGGGCACUGCCCACCCACCACAGGUACUUAGCAGGUCUCCCUUGGUGCUUGGCCCUGUACCCAAGGCAGCACAAGCAGAGGUCAGCCCAGUCUCCUAGACCUUGGUGUAGCCUCCACCUUAGCACUGGUCCCCACCCCCAUCUGCUAAGCACUCACUGAUACCAGGCUCUAGGCCCAGCCCUUCACAGGCACCCACGAAACAGGUCUCCCCAUCCUGUAAGGAGGAAACUGAGACACAGAGAGGUUGUAUCAUGCCCACUUUCACCAGCUGAGAGGUGGUAGACCCAGGAUCUCCCAGACCACAAUAUGCUAUGGGGAUGACCUGAUCCCAAGCAGACUUAGGCUGAAGGCCUGGGUGUUUGUCCCGCCAGGGGCCACCUGGGACAGGAGGUCAGGGCCUGUCUUCCCACAGAGCCUGUAAUCGGGCUUCUCAGCCACUAAGCUGUGGGCCUGGGCUUCUGUCACCUGCUGUCUUCCUGCAAAGCUCACUCCUUCUUCACCUGCUCAGGCUCUGAAUGGUCAGAAGGUAUGGACUGGGUCCUAUUUGUUUAAGCACCACCCAUCCUUGGAGAACAAGGGAUCCUCAGAGCCUACCCAGAAGGGCCCAAUUGGCCUGUGGUAGAAGGUUCCAAAAGUUCCACACACUGCUAUGGUGGCUGAGGCGGGAACCAGGGUCUGUGGGUCGCAGGGACCUGACACAGGUUUUCCAGGACUUAAACGUCUAUGAAAAAAUUUUGUUUCAUUUUGGUUACUCUAAAAUAGAAUCCCCUUAAUAGUUAUAAUGACAUAACUAUUUAUGAUAAUUAGAAAUGAAAAGAUUUUCAUGUGUUUUUGGAAGUGGGGUCCAAGGUCCCCAUGUCCUCAGCUGUCCACAAGAAACUGCUUCCUUUCAAAGAAGACAAAAGUGUUCUGAUUGGAGAGCUCAGAUCCAGAGGCCUCCCUCACCCUGGUAGUUGGCAGAGCCAACGGGGCAGGUGGGGCACCAGAGGAGGAGCAGAUCCCAAGCCCAGAAGCACAGAGUCCUGUCCAUUUGUGGCACCCUUGGCCCGGGCUGGUUUCUCUUGGUGUGUCCUCUCCUGCUUCCCUUCCCAGCCUGGGCCAGGAAGGUGCCAGGUACAUUCCAGACCCACCCUUGGUGGGGGGUCAUCUCCUUCCCCUCCUCUCCUCUCACACCUUGCCCACAGCUGCCCACUCAAGUGAUGCUGCCUCUCCAAAUCCCUCCAGAACUGUCAGCUAGAACCUGUAAUGCCUGGAGCUGAGCUUUAGAAAGCCCCUCCCUUGAGAAAGACUGGGCCCUCCUUCCCUGUUCAAUCUUCAGGAGGGCUGUGGUCCAGUUAGCUCAGUGACCCCUCCUCCCCUGGCAUUGGCCCAAGUUGCUGGGUGUCUCCAGGCUUGCUCAGCAUGUGGAAAUGACCCUUCUCCAUGGGCUCCCACUCAGAGGCCAGAGAAGGCCUGAAGCAGAGAAGAGCUCCCUGGGGUACCCAGGUCCUGCCCUGUUCUGCCUGUGACUCCUUACAGGGAACAAGCCUCCUCCCCAGCCUGUCCCUCCUGUUCCUGGGUGGCCACAGGAAGGCUGGGAGGGCUGAUAGAAGUGGAGAAGUACCCCUUGGGGCUCUGCUCUAAAGGACAUUGGCUGGGAGAACAUGAGGACUCAUGGUGCUGGGCAGGGGGUAGCCGGAGUCUGGCCAGCCCAGACCCCAAGGGUCCUUGAAGGAGCUGCCUCUGCUCACCCCUCUUGGCCCUGCACCCACAAGUCCACACCAGGCCGACCAGCACCCAUUCUUUUCUAGGGGUGGCGAUAAG